AUGACAAAACCCAACCUGCUGGAGCUCCCAUUGGGAGCUCAACUCGUUUAUCUUGCAGAAGGUGGUGCCAAUGUCAUUUACAGAAUCGUGUCAAGCAAAUCCUCGGCCCAGGGAUCUAAGAAAGCCAGCUCUUAUGGCAGGGAAUCUUUCAGCGUGCCUGCUGAAUUUAAAGGAAAACUGCUUCGACUUCGCAAGGAUACGUCGUCAGGAAUCCCCUAUCAGGAAAUUGCGCGGAAUUUCGACCGAACCAUCCGUCCGUUGUUCAAGCCGGAGGAACUAGUGGACCAGGAACUGGUGUAUCUCCCACGAGGGCUUGUCCAACAAUGCAACGAGCAGUUGCACGCCGCCGAGCUGAGCGGCCGACGUCCCAAACGGCGUCACGGCGUCUAUCUAUCCGUCACAGAGCCAUUCGGUCUCCUGAUCACGGACAUGACCGUCUUCGAGAACCCCGGGAUGAUCCUUGCAGAGCUGAAGCCCAAAUGGCUUCUUCAAUCGCCCUCUGCACCGGCAGCUAGCCGCAGAUGUCGCACCUGUGCUCUACGCGACAUGAAGAACCACGACGCCCGUCGGGCCGGCAGACCCGAAGAUCGCUCGUUCUGUCCUCUGGACCUUGUCUCGGAGCGAUUCGAGAAUGUCCUCCGGGCCACUAAAUACGUUAAGGGAUGCAAGAACCAGAUGCGGCUGGCCACGGUGCUCUAUCGAAAUUCUACCCUCCAGCAGCUGCUAAGUCACCAGAAGGCGACUAGGGAGGUGGGACUCCACGGACCGCCGGCGCAGUCUCGAGGAAAGUCGUUAGCCAUGACUUUGCGAGACUGCACGAUGUUCAUCAAGAUGCCCCUUGAUGAUGAGGGUGCCGUCGAGAUCCGUCUCGGCGACCUAGACCUCAAGACCGGUGCUGGCGGUAAGGCGCAGUAUUGGCAUGACCUGGAGAAGCAGCUCAUCGACCAAGAUUGGUACAUGGGCUGCAAGGGCUGUGGCUCUACAAGUGAAUGUGCGCUGCAAGCCCGGGGGUCUCAAUCAUCUAUAUAA
Messenger RNA from Aspergillus melleus, 1029 nucleotides. RefSeq names its product inositol-pentakisphosphate 2-kinase (gene IPK1). NCBI's taxonomy places the organism in Eukaryota, Fungi, Ascomycota, Eurotiomycetes, Eurotiales, Aspergillaceae. The transcript is spliced from 2 exons. The record is from RefSeq and is a predicted model, not a curated record. Gene Ontology annotation, biological process: inositol phosphate biosynthetic process. Bases 1 to 1029 code for a protein of 342 amino acids. Gene Ontology annotation, molecular function: inositol-1,3,4,5,6-pentakisphosphate 2-kinase activity; ATP binding. Gene Ontology annotation, cellular component: nucleus.